Molecule: messenger RNA, 2786 nt
Organism: Scaptodrosophila lebanonensis
Lineage: Eukaryota; Metazoa; Arthropoda; Insecta; Diptera; Drosophilidae
Product: protein pangolin, isoforms A/H/I/S-like
Exons: 13
Coding region: 1272-2786 (504 amino acids)
Biological process (GO): regulation of transcription by RNA polymerase II; canonical Wnt signaling pathway
Cellular component (GO): beta-catenin-TCF complex
Molecular function (GO): DNA-binding transcription factor activity, RNA polymerase II-specific; RNA polymerase II cis-regulatory region sequence-specific DNA binding
Source: RefSeq, a predicted model, not a curated record
AACUUUGAAACAUUUUGAAAUUAAAAACAGUUAAAACGGUGGAUAUUGCCUGUUUCACAAAAAAUAUUUGAUAAAACGCAUGCUUCAUUAUCGGCUUGUUUGUUUUUAUGAGCAACAGAGUGAACUGAUAUUGUCAAUUAUUUGCGCGGCGGGUUUUAUACUGUAUGGUGAAGAAUAACUGUUGGAUCGCGUCGCUGUUGCUUCGACUUGAUGAAAUCAUAAGAUACAUACACACACACAGACACGCGAACACACAUCGACACACACUCGGCACACACACACACACCCAGCACACACAAGUGUAAAGUGUAUGUAAAUCAGCACUGAAAUUUUUUUAUACUUUUUUUUUUGUGCAACGUUUGUGUAUGUAUAUGUAAGCAGUAGAGUAGCGAUCGCGUGUGCGUGUGUGUGUCAGCGCGCCUGUGAGCGCUAAAGAAUGCACAUAUGAAUGUGUGUGCGCCGCCGCCGCCUAUACACAAGAUGAAUGAAAAAUAAAUGAUAUUAUGGAUGAUGAUAUAGAAUGGAAUAAAACAAAGCCUGCCAACAAACUACGCGGAUAUAUGUUGGCGAAAAUUUGUUAAAUCGGUUGUGACAAAAUAGUAUAACCAUCUAAAAGUUUCCAAUGUGUGGUGGCAUUUUUUUUUUGUCUUUUUGUUGUCGUUGUUGCCUAUUUUUGUGCCCAUAGGCGGAGCUCGUGCGCGAAGAACCAGAACCUGUUUUGCCGACGGGAGACAGCGAGCUCGCGUGCAUGUUGUUGUUGUUCAUUUUUUUAUAUUGAAGAGUGAUAGAGUUUUGUGUGUUUACCAACAACAACAACAACUACCACAAUAACCACAACAACAUCAACGAAUUCGAAUUCAACAAAAAAUAAGCAAGCAAGAAAGAAAGAAAGAACAACAACAAUCGAGUCAAGAUUCAGAAUCAACAUUCAAAAAACUUAAAGAAUUCCAAUAAUACUGUAGCCAAAUAUCGCGUUGAAGUGCCAAAGUGAAAUCGUCGAUGUGCAGAGAGAUGCCCCUUAAAACGCCAGAAUAUGGGCUUAAGGGGGCUUAGAGCGAGGGAUGGCUGCGCAGCCAUCCAGGAUGCCCAGAUCCAGAUGCGAUUCAACGAUCUAGUUAUAGUUAUAAAUUUACUCUUGAGCACGUUCACCAAUUGUAGUAGCGAUUAUAGCGGCAACAAGGCGCUCGCAAUCGAGAACGUUUAAGAGACCACAGAGCAAGAAGAAAGAGAGAAAAGAGGGAGGCGCCAUCGCCUUGAAUUACGGUAAAAAAAUGCCGCAUACACACACACGCCAUGGAUCAUCCGGAGAUGAUUUAGGCAGCACCGAUGAGGUGAAGAUCUUCAAGGAUGAAGGUGAUCGUGAGGAUGAGAAAAUAUCAUCCGAGAAUUUGCUGGUCGAGGAAAAAUCUAGCCUGAUAGAUUUAACGGAGAGUGAGGAAAAGAGUGGCAAGACAGUGACAAGACCGGAUCACAGCCCGGUUUUCAAUAAGCUUGAACCUCAUGCACCCAGCUUUAAUAUGGGAUAUUUGGUGUCGCCGUAUUCGUACACAAAUGGAACUCCCGGCGGCCUGCCGGUGACUAUGGCAAAUAAAAUUGGACUACCUCCGUUCUUUUGUCAUAAUGGCGACCCUCUAACCACACCACCGCCAGCACAUUGUGGCAUACCUCCGUAUCAGCUGGACCCAAAAGCUAUUGGUCUGACUCGCCCUGCGUUAUAUCCAUUCGCGUCAAGCCAAUAUCCUUAUCCCAUGCUAAGUCCUGAUAUGUCACAGGUAGCUUCAUGGCACACUCCAUCUGUAUACUCGGCCUCUAGCUUUAGGACACCCUACCCCUCCUCAUUACCAAUUAACACAACGCUUUCAAGCGACUUCCCAUUCCGAUUUUCACCGAGCCUGUUGCCUUCAGUUCACGCCACGCCUCACCACGUAUUGAAUUCACAUCCUGCGAUUGUUGCGCCCGGUACUAAACAGGACUGCGGCGCCCAGGACACAACAUCGAAUAAUCGGUAUUCAAGAAACUUGGAUACAAAAAACUCAUCGAAUUCGCAAGGAAACGACUGUAAAGAUAGUUCGAUUGAUAAGAAGAAACCACAUAUCAAGAAACCCCUCAAUGCAUUUAUGCUCUACAUGAAGGAGAUGCGUGCCAAAGUCGUAGCCGAAUGCACACUUAAAGAGUCAGCGGCCAUCAAUCAGAUACUGGGGCGACGGUGGCAUGCCUUGGGGCGUGAAGAACAGGCCAAGUAUUACGAGUUGGCGCGGCGAGAGCGCCAACUGCACAUGCAAAUGUAUCCCGAUUGGAGUUCGCGCACGAACGCGUCGCGCGGCAAGAAAAGGAAACGGAAGCAAGAUGUCAACGACGGAGGAGGCAAUAACAUGAAGAAGUGCCGCGCCCGCUUCGGACUGGACCAGCAGAAUCAGUGGUGCAAGCCCUGCAGCCCAAGUUUAGGCGUUAUAUCAACGGUGAACAACAGCGGCGGCAGCGGCGGCCCAGGCGGAGUGGGCGGCCUGGGCGUUGGCGUUGGAGUCGGCGUGGGCGUUAAUGUGGGGAUGCUGACGCCGAUCGUGAGUGGCAUCGGUGGGACAGUAAUGCUGCCCAACUCUUCUUCAUCCUCGUCCUCAUCCUCAUCCACCUCGUCGUCGCACACGCAUAUGCAGCUGCUUGCUAAUAGCAGCAAUGGAACAUCGUUGAAUGGUGGCGGUGGCGGCGGCGGAGGCGGUGGUGGAGCGGCUGCCACAGGGGCGCAACAGCUCUCGCCGCAGGCACCACCGACUUACGUCAAUUUGUAA